Messenger RNA from Aureobasidium melanogenum CBS 110374, 1110 nucleotides. RefSeq lists its product as uncharacterized. The transcript has a single exon. The coding region runs from base 1 to 1110 and encodes 369 amino acids. The record is from RefSeq and is a predicted model, not a curated record. Lineage: Eukaryota; Fungi; Ascomycota; Dothideomycetes; Dothideales; Saccotheciaceae.
AUGGCCGACCUCUCCGCCCUCGCCGACCCCACGGCGGAGGGAUUGCCCAUCGACGCCAACGACCACGAAGAAGACGUCACUGACGCCAACGGUGAUGAUGGUGACAAUGACAAUGACGGCGAUAAUGAUAAUGAUGUUGCACCUUCCUCAUACAAAGUCGUCUGUGAAGCUGCACCCCCUGAGCGACGCUUCCCUUCAUUCGAAGCGGCCAUAGAAUUUGGUAAUCAGUGGUCGCGAGAGAAUGGCUUCGACCUUGUCCGAAUCAACAAGGGCAAGCAAGGUCGCAACCCUCAAGGCGUCACUUACAAGUUCUUGUGGGAGUGCAAGCGUCAUGGAAAGCCUGCAAACACUCGCAAGCUGACCCCUGACCGUCGACAGCGCGCUGCCAGAGGGUCCGUAAGAAUUGGCUGUCGCAUGCGCAUCGUCCUCGUCGCUGUCGAACCCCAAGUGCCUCAAGGUGAAUGGCAAAUCAGACAUUGCGGUCGCAACGGCCAUAACCAUGGCCCAGACAAUGCAGAGUCUUUCCCUGCUGUCCGUCGCCGCACACGCACUCACGAGAUGGACGUCUUCAUGGCCACUCAAUUGCGUCAAGGCCUGUCAAGGUCAGAAACGCUGCAGCUCGUUCGCCAGCAUUGGCCUGAUGCGCUCGUCACUCGUCAAGACAUUGGCAACUUUGCGAAAACUUUUGCUCAAAAGAUUGGCUCUUCCAGACUGACCCCUGAAGCGACCCCUGACAAUUCCCCCAUGCCGCCGGUGCCUUCUGCUUCUGCAAACGUUGGUCCCAGUGCACCGCUCAAUCCUCAACAUGCUCAGCUUCAACAUCCUCAAGCUCAGCAAUCUCUGUCUCAUGCCCACCAACACCCCAUGCAACCACUCGGCAUGCCCGUCCAGCAGUCAAAUCAUGACGCCACUCGAGCUGCAUACCAAGCUGGCUAUCAGGCUGCUGUUGAGCAACAUCGCAUCAACAACGAUCUCAAUCAUCGUGUUCAGGCUCUUGAGAGCUCAGUCCAAGUUCAGGACCGCAUCGCAUCACUUGAACAGACUGUCAACAAUCUGACGCAACUCAUCAUGAGUGCUUACAUGCCUCAUAUUCAGCAUCCGCAGUCUUGA